UGGUUGUGCUCGUGCGUUUGUGCAUGUGCAUGCACGUGUCUUUCUGUGCAUGCUCUCGCGCCGCAACCCAAUUCCCUACGCCGUAGGCAUUGCUGCGUAUGGAUGUGUCAACCACGGUGGAGGAUCGCGAGGAACAAAUCGACAAGGUCCUGGUGGAGCUUGGUCUGAUGAAGAUUCGUGACACACGUAUCGGCAGUCCGAUCACUGGCACACGUGGUAUAUCCGGCGGAGAGGCUAAACGCCUUGCCUUUGCAUCUGAAAUUCUGACCGACCCGCCAUUGCUGUUUGCCGACGAGCCCACUUCUGGACUGGACAGUUUUGCGGCGCAGAGUGUGGUGAACGCGCUGAAGAACCUUGCCGACAGCGGCCGAACCAUCAUCUGCACUAUCCACCAGCCACCAUCGGAAGUCUUCCAGCUCUUUCACCAGUUGUUGCUGUUUGCCGAAGGUCGCACAGCCUACAUGGGCCCCAUCAGCACUGCACCUGCUGCGUUUGCCCGUUUGGGUUAUCCAUGUCCAGAGAACUACAACCAUGCUGAUUUCUACAUUCACACUCUCUCCAUCAUACCGGGCAAGGAAGACGAAUGUCGUGCUAGAGUCAACGAAAUCACUGACGACUACCAACGCCAAGAGGAAGCAGACGGCGGCCUGAGGGCACCCCUGCCGGAGUCGGAAAACUUGGUCAACACGCUCAGGGAAAUGAGCCACAAUCGAAUCCAACCUCUUUUUACGCAGGCUAAGUGGAUACUAUGGCGGAGCUUUGUGACAUCUAUGAGAGAGUUUCAAGUCGUCGGAGUGCAACUUAUGCAGACCAUCGUCAUGGCUCUCAUGUUUGGCUUGGUCUACCUGCAAAUCAACGACGGCAACGGCAACGAUCGGGUCCAGAACUUCGCCGGAGCGGCCAUGAUGGUUCUUGUCUCUGCUAGCUUCACCACUCUGUAUCCCGUUGUACAGGUGUUUCCAACUGAAGUUGUUGUGUUGAUACGGGACCACGACAACCACAUGUACAAGACCUGGAUUUUCUACUUCAGCAAGUUCUUCGCUGAGCUACCCAUCACAACACUAUAUUCACUUCUUUUCACUGUCAUCACCUACUUCAUGAUUGGUUUUCGGGUGGAUGCAGACGGGUUCUUCACGUAUUUCGCCGUUCUUCUCAUGGCGGCUUAUCAAGCCCGGGCUCUAGGCUUCUUCAUCUCCACUUUGGCGUUUGACAACGCGCAGCUAGGCCUGGCGUUGGUCACUCCGUUUGUCAUCCCCUUCAUGCUCUUCACUGGAGUCUUUUUAAAUCCCGAUAAUGUUCCAGACUACCUUAUAUGGAUUGAUCGCACCAGCUGGUUCAAGUAUCAAUGGGAGGCAUUGCUGAUCAACGAAUUUGAUGACUUGGAUUUAGGUUCCUGCGGCAACGCCACAGCUUUUUGCUUUGAGAAUUGUGAUGCAGUUCUGCAGCAGUUAUCUCUAGGACAGGGCUUGGAUCAGAUCUGCUUUGACUUUGGAAUCUUGCUGGCCAACAUGAAAGACACUGACAAACAUAGCGGAAUACAGAAUCAUCUCAACACUAGAACAACACCAUCAUGA
This is a messenger RNA of Sycon ciliatum, 1574 nucleotides long. RefSeq names its product protein white-like. Gene Ontology annotation, molecular function: ABC-type transporter activity; ATP binding; ATP hydrolysis activity. The transcript has 17 exons. Gene Ontology annotation, cellular component: plasma membrane. The coding region runs from base 99 to 1574 and encodes 491 amino acids. NCBI's taxonomy places the organism in Eukaryota, Metazoa, Porifera, Calcarea, Leucosolenida, Sycettidae. The record is from RefSeq and is a predicted model, not a curated record. Gene Ontology annotation, biological process: transmembrane transport.